Molecule: messenger RNA, 1404 nt
Organism: Darwinula stevensoni
Lineage: Eukaryota; Metazoa; Arthropoda; Ostracoda; Podocopida; Darwinulidae
Source: the annotation of a GenBank genome assembly
AUGGAUGCCUCCAAUCUGAUUAAACCUGCAUUAUCAGGAGGAUGGUUAAAGUGUAUUGGUGCUACGACGCAUAACGAAUACCGAGGUAUUUUCGAAAAAGAUACCGCUUUGUCGCGUCGCUUUCAAAAGCUCGAUGUCAAUGAACCGACCAUCAGCGAAACCGUACAAAUUCUCAAGGGCUUAAAAUCUAAAUUUGAAGAACACCAUGAAAUCAAAUACCAAGAUGCAGCUCUUGCCUUGGCAGCAGAAUUAUCGGCCAAAUACAUCAAUGAUCGUCAGUUGCCCGAUAAAGCGAUUGAUGUCAUUGAUGAGGCCGGUGCUGCACAACGGAUUUUGCCCAAAUCGAAACGCAAAAAAACGAUUGGAAAAGCUGAAAUUGAAGAUAUUGUGGCCAAAAUUGCUCGCAUUCCACCACAAUCAGUCUCUCAUGAUGACCGAAGCAAAUUAGCCACUUUAUCUCGGGAUCUCAAAAAUACCGUCUUUGGUCAAGACCCUGCGAUCGAUGCUUUAGCCGCAGCGAUUAAAAUGACGCGAGCAGGUCUUGGUAAAGUGGAUAAACCUAUUGGCAGUUUUUUAUUUACAGGACCAACUGGGGUUGGUAAGACCGAAGUGGCCAAGCAGUUAGCGUUCACUCUCGGUAUAGACCUUGUACGAUUUGACAUGUCAGAAUACAUGGAACGCCAUACCGUGAGUCGUUUAAUUGGUGCGCCUCCAGGUUACGUUGGCUUUGAUCAAGGUGGCUUAUUGACCGAAGCCAUCCAUAAAAAACCCCAUGCGGUUUUAUUGUUAGAUGAAAUCGAAAAAGCUCAUCCUGAUGUUUAUAAUGUCCUUUUGCAAGUCAUGGACAAUGGCACACUCACCGACACCAAUGGUCGCAAGAUUGAUUUUCGCAAUGUAAUCAUCAUCAUGACAACCAAUGCUGGGGCACAAACCAUGCAAAAGGCCAUGAUAGGUUUUACCAAUAAGCGCGAAUCAGGUGAUGAGAUGGAAGACAUCAAAAAGCUCUUUACGCCUGAGUUUCGUAAUCGUUUGGAUGCGACCAUUCACUUUAAAGCCUUAGAUGAAGCGAUCAUCCUUAAAGUCGUUGAUAAAUUUUUAAUGCAGCUUGAACAGCAGUUGCAUCAACAAAAUGUCGAGGCUAGCUUUUCUGAAAAUCUCAGAAGUUACCUUGCUAAGAAGGGCUUUGACCCACUUAUGGGCGCACGUCCAAUGCAGCGUUUGAUUCAAGACAUGAUACGCAAAGCGUUAGCGGAUGAAUUGUUGUUUGGACAGCUGGUGAAUGGCGGAGAAGUUGAUGUCGAUCUCAACGACAAAGAAGAAGUGACCUUAAACAUCAUCAGCCACGAAAGCAGUCCUAAAAAAGACAAAAAAUCCAAUAAACAAAGCCCAGCGGAAGUAAACUAA